AGUCGGCUUCCGAAGCGCGGCCUGAACACUACCUUGCCGGCGGCUACGUUCGAUCCGGAAUCACGUGUGAGUGUCGUUCGGAAAGUGACAGAAGCGCGACAUUUCUCAAAUGUUGAUCAUCUCUGAGGGGGUUUUUGUGAAGUUUUUGUGUUUGGAGUGGCGUGAAGUUCGCCCAAAUUAAACUCCAUCGUCAAUCAGUGAAGUUCGAAAGUGUACUCAAUUGGAAUUACCAUCAAGCUAGCUCAGCGGAGAGGGACCGAAAACAGAGCGGACCUGUCACCUUAACUUCAUGAGAAUCUGCAAAGAUACUCGGACGACACCGUACGACAGUUUGCCGACUUUGUGCUGAAGCAUCGAAGGAGGAAGAUGUCGGCUCCUCUGGCCGUCCCGGAAGACCUUAGUCAGAAUCGAGGCCGUCUCCUCCGACUCGCCGAAACGAUUAGGACCAAGAAGAAGGCGUCCAGCAGCACACAUCGAUCUGUCAGCCUCAAAAACGAUCCUGGAUACAGUCCGAAUAUCGAACACUUGGUUUUCGGGACUUAUCGAACUGUCACGAGUCCGCCCCGAUACGAAAAGCCGCCAGCUAUCCCUCAACAAAUUCGUCAGGGAAAUCAAUGCGAGCAGUGUACCACGAUAAAAUGCGACCCGAGAACGUGCGCGUGCAACAACCAAAGCACAGUGUCGGCAGUUCAUCGCGGGGCUGUUCGCAGCGAGAACAACUCCCCUCAUCGGAAGCAGGUCCUGAACGGGCUCCAAUCAGAACAUCCUGAGGGAGAGAAGAGGCGUCCACUGACUCUCGCGGAUCAGGUCUUCCUAUCUCCCCUUCUACGGAAUCCCAACAGCAAUGACCCGACAGGAAUUCUGUCACCUCCAGGAAUGUUCAAAGACAGCGAUCCCACGACCGCGAUCGAGGCCGCUGUCAAUCGGUGGGUCGGGGCUGACAGUCGGGAAUCUGCCAAAUUGUUGAACCAGUUGGCGAAUAUUGCCGAGUCUCGACUCCGGCAUAAGCCUCCGCUGCCGUCGGUUUUGGCUCCUUUGAACGGCGUUGUUGGCAAAGGACUCCCGCCUGGAAACAUGUGGAGCCCAUGUGAUGAGCCGUCGAGCAUCCUGAACAAAAGCGUGCAGAUCGGCAAGCCCCAAACUCCUGUAAGGACGAAGCCUUACAGAGGGUUGGAAGAUGCGGGCGAUAUGGACGAUUAUGGUUUCAUGGCGGUUUACACUGGAGUUUCUGAUGCCUCCGAGCUGAGCCGGACCCGAAGCAUCCCCGAAAUGAGUGACGGCUACUCCGGACUUCCGAACGGAAUCGGGAAUGGCCGAGGGCCAGCGAAUGACUUUGCCUUAUUGGACUACAGCAAAGAUCCGAACGCCGGCCGACCGAGAUCUCUCCACGAGCAGAUGUUCACUGCUACUCACAACGCCAACAGUCUUCCAGGUUUAUUCAACGGACGUUGCGACGCGCCCGUCGUUGCCAUGGAUCUCGCGCAACUGAGUCACCUUCAGGAACCAACCAGUCAUUCGUGCAAUUCGAGUCCUCAGAAGAUAUUGAACAAGUUCUCGAAAACCUUUUCUCUCAGAAGGAAUAAGAAGAAGCCGCUCGGAAAGGGAUACUCACUCGAAACUGAUAUGUUACCGAGUUCUGAGUCGAACGAAACAGCCAAUCGGAACGGAAAUCGCGUCGAGCACUCUCCGUCUCUGAGUAAAGACUCGGGAAUCCAUCUGAAUUCGAAUAGCAAUGAAGAAACUACUUCAUCGAAGAGCGGUUCCGAGGAUGGCAAUAACUCCUUCAAUCCGAGGAGGUCUCGAGCGCUGCAGAGAAGCUCUAGGAGAUACCUGAGACGGUCCCAGAGUCAGCCCUGCGAGAUCAACACCUCCUCAGAUGCGGAAGAUGAAGAUUGCGCCAUCGAUAACGGCAACCGCGAUCACAAUGCUCAGGUCACGUACGUCGAAGCUCUCUGGGAUCACAUUACUCUUGACCCCGAAGAGUUAGCGUUCCGCGCGGGAGAAGUGAUCAGAGUCUCAGACCGAAGUGACCGAGAUUGGUGGUGGGGCGCUUUAGGAAGUAACGAACAGCGAACGGGAUGGUUCCCUGCCAACUUCGUACGAUUACGGGUCGAUCAAGAGAACAAGGAAGGCUACGUUCCCUACUCUCAGACAUCGACUGGAGUGCAGGAAAUGAACCGGAUCCGCACGAAAGUUGUCCAGGAGCUCAUCAAUACGGAGCAGGACUUCGUGAAGCAUUUAAGAGACAUCGUCGAGGGAUACUUGCUGCGCUGCCGUAGCCGGCCCGCGAUGUUUACAUUGGAGCAGAUAGCCACAAUCUUCGGGAAUGUCGAGCAGCUUUACGUCUUCCAAAAAAGCUUCCUCACUAAGCUCGCAUCCUGCGUCAACACCCAACAGCCCCAUGCCAGUUGUGUCGGGGAGUGCUUUUUGCGUUUCCGCAAAGAAUUCUCAAUAUACUCCGAAUACUGCAACAAUCAUCCACUGGCCAUGGCGGAGCUCGAACAAUUGUAUCGGAAGCCCGAAUACUGUCAGUUCUUCGAGGAGUGCCGGAGGCUCCGCGGCGGGAUGAGUGAUAUUUCUCUCGAUGGCUUCCUCUUGACGCCGGUGCAAAGAAUCUGCAAGUACCCGCUCCAGCUAGCAGAACUCCUGAAAUAUACGCCACCGGGACAUCCGGACCGCGCUCACGUCACGCUUGCUUUGGAAUCGAUGCGUGGAGUCGCACACAUGGUGAACGAGCGGAAACGACGGAUGGAGAGUCUCGAAACCCUCGAAGUAUGGCAGAGAGCUGUCUUGAACUGGGAAGGCCCUGAAUUGAUUGAGACCUCCUCUCUCCUGAUCCACAGUGGAGAUGUGACUCGUUACACGAUGGGCAUCAGUGGCCAAGGUUCUUGCAACAAAGAAGUCGUCACCAUGUGGUUAUUCGAUAACGUGAUCAUCUAUUGCCGUCGAGAAUUCAUCCGGAGCUCACUUUCAUACCGAGGACGCAUUUACACCAGCGCUCUGACUCUGGUCAACAUUCCGGACGGAAAAGAACCGAAUUUCGGCAUCACAGUCAAACACGCCUUCAAGCUUUACUGUGCCAGUACGGAAAGAUGGUUCCUCUUCAGCUGUCGUUCGCUCAAGGAUAAAAAUCGUUGGCUAGCCUCGUUCGACCGAGAAAGAGACAUCGUUCGGAAAGACAAGGAGCUAGGCUACACGAUCAGCGAAAACACGAGGAAGCUCACCAGGCUUUCGAUCCUGAACAAAGCCCGACCACAAGUGCAGGGCCGGAGAGCGCACCGACCUGACGUGGCAAUUACUGAGGCUUUGGACGUCGAAGAGGGUAGGUUUCCUUCAUUGAAAGAUCGCUCCGGAAGCCUUCCCUCUCACUUCGCCCCAGACUUCGGCAAAGAAAAGAAGUGGUACCAUUUUGGUAGCUCCAAGAAGACCGUCAAGAAGCGAGUAUGAUUUAUGUUCUAGCCCUCAGUGGAGGGUGCCCCUCGUCAACUGCCAAAUGCCGAAUGCCAAAACCUUGACCCCCGUGGACUCGAUAUCCGCUACGAGGCUAUGCGUGAAUUGUCCGCUGUUCCGGUCUCGUCGUCUUGCGACAGUAUCGUGGAACUCUUGUUAUCGACUCAAUUUUAGCAAAUGUGACACUCGUGUGACACUGAAGCCAAAGAAAAGUUGUCUACGUAGGCGCACGUUCCUUUCUCAACUCGGUACUGAGGCUCACAAAGCGAGAGACAACCGCCGAGCUGUUCGCCGGCAAAGAAAUUUCAGGAUCGAUAAUCGUUCUGUCGAUCUACCUGUCCAUUAGUCAGACAGACAUUGGUCAAGAAGUUUAGCGAGAAUCUCUUUCACGUCAUUCACGGCACCGCCGACCGGCUAGUCUCCGGCGUCCACUCCUAGAAGACGCCUCAUUGUACAAUAAUUCUUGUAAACACUCACAGGAACUACUGUAACACCUAUCGAUGUAUUCUCAAAACGAAACUGUAACGAGAGCGCGAAGGAGUUUCUGAUGUAAAAUAAAAUCCCGA
Molecule: messenger RNA, 4016 nt
Organism: Galendromus occidentalis (western predatory mite)
Lineage: Eukaryota; Metazoa; Arthropoda; Arachnida; Mesostigmata; Phytoseiidae
Gene: RhoGEF3
Product: Rho guanine nucleotide exchange factor 3
Exons: 15
Coding region: 367-3447 (1026 amino acids)
Biological process (GO): intracellular signal transduction
Molecular function (GO): guanyl-nucleotide exchange factor activity; protein binding
Source: RefSeq, a predicted model, not a curated record